Parastagonospora nodorum SN15 is the source of this 678-nucleotide messenger RNA. RefSeq lists its product as hypothetical. The transcript has a single exon. Bases 1 to 678 code for a protein of 225 amino acids. NCBI's taxonomy places the organism in Eukaryota, Fungi, Ascomycota, Dothideomycetes, Pleosporales, Phaeosphaeriaceae. The record is from RefSeq and is a predicted model, not a curated record.
AUGGCUGCUGGGAAUCGCAAAGAGAGGCGCGCGCACGAGUCCAAAUCCAAGGGAAAAGCCACUGGUAGUACCUUCCAGGCGACCGACCAACUCGACGACACCGCUGUCGACUACCUCCUGAAGCACCCCGACCGAUCCGGACCCAAGGGCAAGACGCUAUUUGAAUUAGCAGAAGAAAGGCAGAAAGAGCUGGAUAAGGCUGCGGGACGAGUCCGAGUGCAAGAUGUGUCUUCGAGCACUUCCGCGGAGGACGAGGAUGCCGCCAUAGGCCCGCUUGGCGAUGCUCUGCUGUAUUCGACCUCCAUGGGCGCGCUACACUUCACGUUGGAUGUCAUCGUAUACAGUCAAUACCGCGAAGACAUAGUCUGGAGCGAGAUUCUCAAGCGGGCAGGCACAGCAAUGCCCGUCUUUAUCCUGCUGGUGUAUCUGACCCAUGUCAACCUAGCCUACCGCUUGCCAUUACUGCGCGAUCUUGCCUUCUGCAUCGGCUCGAUAGUGGCUGGUUGCUUCCUGGUAUACUCUGGAAAUAAACACGGGUACUUCAACGUAAUGAAGGCAGCGCCGCCAGUCGGCACGUUGUGGAUCUGGAGUGUCGUCGAGAUGAGUCUUCCAUACGCUGCGCUGAACGCCGCGGCUGUUCUGGGGUACGUCUGGUACAACGGGUUCGACUACUUCUAG